Molecule: messenger RNA, 693 nt
Organism: Lactuca saligna
Lineage: Eukaryota; Viridiplantae; Streptophyta; Magnoliopsida; Asterales; Asteraceae
Source: the annotation of a GenBank genome assembly
AUGGGAAAGUUUUUAUUUCUCCUUAUCUUUGCGUUUAUCCUUUUUCAUGCAACACAUGCAAAUGAUCACAACAACGAUGUUCAUGCUCGAGAGGAAAAAAGGGACGAUGAUGUGCCUUACAAAUAUAAAGCAUGCGUAAUGAGCUGGUACACCAUUCAUAUUAAGAGUAAUGUAAACAAUCUUGAAUUUCGUUGCCAGUCAAAAGACGAUGAUCUUGGGAUGGUUACUCGGAACGCUGGAGAGAUAUACGACAUCAAGUUUUGCUUAAAUGUUUGGAAAUCGACAGUCUUUUUUUGUCAUUUCUACUGGGAAUCGAAGCAGCGAAUGUUUGAGGUGUGGUUAAAGCUUUGGGAUCAAUUUCUACCUCCAUUUCUUGAAGAAAGAAGCAUUGUUCCAAGCAAGUGGUUAAAGCUUUGGGAUCAAUUUCUAGGUACCUCCAUUUCUUGAAGAAAGGUAAGUUUUUUUUGAUGAUUUCAUUUUUAUUUUGUAUGAAUUUCGAUUUGUAACUUUAUGUAGUGAUUGAAUGAUAAUAAAUUGUUCAUAUUCUUGUUUUUGGUGGUAUUGUUUUGGAUUAGAAGCAAGUUAUUCAAUUUUUUGUUUGUGGUUAUUUAAUUGCAAUUAGUUGUAUAGCUUCAAGUUGUAUUUAUAUGUGAAAUUAUGUGAUAAUUGUCAUAUGUGAAAAUUGGAUUGUAU